UGCUCUGCUUGCGGAGGCAGUGCAUGGAGCAGCGUAACCCAGUUAUGAUCACAGUGGCAGCACCGCUGCAGGAUAACUCCCAGAAGACGACGCAAAUAGACCAUCUCCCGCUCCAUCGCAUCCCGCAGCGACCUCCCAAGAAGAGAUCCCAUCUCCUCUCCCAUCGACAUGAAGCUUUGUUGUUCUGCGACAAAAGACACUCACCUCUAGCAGACAUGCCCGGGUCGGUGUAUGAGAGCUCCAACCUGGAUCGAGGCGGCGGCAACAGGAAGAAGAAGAUAGAGGAGUUCUCUAGGUCUUCUCGGGAGAAACUGGUCCAGUCCAAGAACAAAAUGUUCUCCAAAUUCACCUCUAUCCUCCAGCAUGCGGUGGAAGCGCUGGCCCCUUCCCUGCCUCUGCAGGAGGACUUUGUCUACCACUGGAAGGCCAUCACCCAUUACUACAUCGAGACGUCCGACGACAAGGCCCCGGUGACGGACACCAACAUCCCGUCCCACCUGGAGCAGAUGCUGGACAUCCUGACCCAGGAGGAGGAGGAGCGGGAGUCAGGGGAGACGGGCCCCUGCAUGGAGUACCUCCUGCACCACAAGAUCCUGGAGACCCUGUUCACCCUGGGCAAGGCCGACUGCCCCCCGGGGAUGAAGCAGCAGGUGUUGACCUUCUACACCAAGCUGCUCGGGCGCAUCCACCAGCCCCUGCUCCCUCACAUCAACGUGCACCGGCCCGUCCAGAAACUGAUCCGGCUCUGCGGGGAGGUGCUGGCGGCGCCCACGGAAAACGAGGAGAUCCAGUUCCUCUGCAUCGUGUGCGCCAAGCUGAAGCAGGACCCGUACCUGGUCAACUUCUUCCUGGAGAACAAGGCCAGGAGGCCCGAGGCACAGAGCCCCGGAGGCCCAGUGGGGGCCAGGGGCGGCCUGGCCUCCCCGGACACGGGUCAGCCCCACGGGGACCAGCCCCCGGCCCCCGGCGAGGAGCCACAGGCUGGGGCCGGGGCCGCCGCCGCCGGUAGUCCAGCCAACAGCCGCAGCUCCAACAACAACCACAGCAGCAACAACUACAACCUGGUCACCUCCCUGCUCAACCUGACCAGGAGUCCGGACGGCCGGGUGGUGGUGAAGGCGUGCGAGGGCCUGAUGCUGCUGGUCAGCCUGCCCGAGCCCGCCGCCGCCAAGUGUCUGACGGAGAACACAGAGCUGGUGGAUCUGCUGACCGACCGGCUGUCGGGCUUCUACAAGGCCCUGCCCACCUCCAUGGACCCUCUGGACAUCGAGACGGUGGAGUCCGUCAACUGGGGUUUGGACGUGUACAACUUGAAGGACGAUGCGGCCAUCUUUGCGGGGAAGAGAGGACUGAUCUCCUUCCUGUCAUGGCUGGACUACUGUGACCAGCUCAUUAAGGAGGCUCAGAAGUCGGCAGCCACGGUGAUGGCCCGGGCAGUGAGAGAGAGGUUCUUCAUUCCCGUCAUGGAGCCUCAGCUGAUGCAGACGUCUGAGGUGGGCAUCCUGACCUCCACAGCGCUGCUGAACCGGAUCAUCAGGCAGGUGACGUCGGAGGCCCUGCUGCAGGAGAUGGUCUACUUCCUGCUGGGGGAGGAGCGGGAGGCGGAGACCCCCACGGGGGUGACGCGCUACCCCCUCAGACACAGGCUCAUCGAGCACUGCGACCACCUGUCGGACGAGAUCAGCAUCAUGACGCUGCGGCUGUUUGAGCAGCUGAUCCAGAAGCCCAGCCAGCACAUCCUGUUCAGCCUGCUCCUGCGCAGCCUGGAGGAGAGGAACUACCUGGAGAACAAGCCCGCGGAGGAGCCCCUGGAGAACGGCCUGGCCCAUGACGCCGUUGACCUGGAGGAGGACCCCCUGUUCGGGGACGACCCCUCUGCCGACGGCAGGCUGACCAGCUCCGACUGGCUGAGUCCGUCUCCGUCGCAGAGUCCCGACCACGGCAAGACGGACGGCAAGACGGAGGUCCACAAGAUCGUCAACAGCUUCCUGUGUCUGGUGCCGGACGAGGCCAAGUCGUCCUAUCACGUGGAGGGCACGGGUUACGACACCUACCUGAGAGACGCUCACAGACAGUUCAGGGACUACUGCGGGGUGUGCCAGCGCUGGGACUGGCGUGGGACCCCCAAGCCCAUCGAGAAGUGUGACCUAGAGAGACCCUUCUUCGAGGGUCACUUCCUGAAGGUGCUUUUCGACAGGAUGGGGCGGGUCCUCGAUCAGCCCUACGAGGUGAACCUGCAGGUGACCUCUGUGCUCUCCAAGCUGUGUCUGCUGCCCCACCCCCACAUGCACGAGUACCUGCUGGACCCCUACAUCAACCUGGCCCCUGGCUGCCGCUCCCUCUUCUCCGUCAUCGUCAGGGUGGUGGGCGACCUCAUGUUGAGGAUUCAGCGCAUCCCCGACUUCACCCCAAAACUCCUGCUUGUGAGGAAGAGGCUGCUCGGGCUGGAGCCGGAAGGAGUCAACGUGGACCACAUGACUCUCCUGGAGGGCGUGAUCGUGCUGGAGGAGUUCUGCAAAGAGCUGGCGGCCAUCGCCUUCGUCAAGUUCCACGCCACCGCCACGUCUUCGCCGUAACCCCCCCCUCUCCCCCCCUCUGGACAUCGAGCGUGGGGGUCGGUCGGGGCGGCGCGGGGGGGUAAGGCGGGAACAACAGUGAACAAUCACCAACCAACAAGCAAUUGUUUGGAGGGGGGGGGGGGGGGGGGGGGACAGAAAGAGAACAGUUUUUCGGCAGCCGUUCCCCUCCCUGCUUCAGUCUAUCGGACUCCAGUGUAGGCUGUCUGUUCAGCCCGUCGCCCUCGUCAGGGUGCAAUGCAAACACUGCCCAGUAGGGGCUCCAGAGAGCAGGAGGAGGAGGCGCAGUAUAGGGUAAAUGGGGGGGGGGGGGGUCUGUGUGGCUUCCUGUUGAAGGAGGUUGAGCUAAAUAUGAACACACACACAGCCUCCACAUUAUCACGCUCUCUCCUCUACUUCCUCUGCUUUCUGGCCAGAGCAAGUGAUUUCUGGGGAUGAAUGUGUGUUUGCGAGUGUGUGUGCGUCUCGAUGUAUAUUUAUUUAUGGUUCCUUGUAUCAAGCGUUUGUCAGCGUCCAUGCCUUAAUGUGGAGUCACACCUUUCCGUUACAGGUGUUCACUUUAAUUUGUGUUUUAUUCGUUAACAUCAUGUGUUUAAUUGUUUGUUUGUUUCUUGGGGAGGUGUUAAGCCUUUUCCAGCCUGUUUGAUCAUCUACUUAUAAUAACUAAAAGAUUACGGGAGGGAAAGGAUAAUUUAAGCAACCGCAUCAAAGACACUUGACAUCAUGAUUGAAAUGCCAAGCUCUCUUAAAAUGUUUUUAUCGUUUACUUUUGCUUUUGCUUUCAGGUUGCCUUUUUUGUGUAGAAGAGGGAACAAUACAUUUUAAACGAUCAGCGUAACCUAAAUAGAGUAGGACGACACUUCUUCUCAUGACCUAGAUAACCGAACCGGCUUCAAGCGGUCUGCUUUCCACUCACGCCCGCACCAAUCACAAGCUAAUUACUCUAAUGUUUAGCAUCUUUACAAUCCCACCAAUUAGGAAUGUUCUCAACUGUUUCCAGACUUCUCUUUGAGCUGCACUGGUUGCCUAUUAUUCUUUGUUAUUUCCUGCCAACGUGGCAAUUUGGGGGAAAGGGGGCAUCACUCCUAGGCUUUUUAGGUAUUAAAAAGCUCAAGACUAGCACAUUCCUCCCACACUAUACGAGGUGGGAACUUGGUGAUGCUAUCCAUUGGGGUAGGCUGUAACUGUCCUGUCUUGAUGAUGAGGUGCACAGACCGAAAGUCAUGCUGUAGUUAAUUUCCUUUCGGACGCGAUUCCGACCGGUUGUGAGGUAUUACAUUUACCAACAGUAUUGUUUUCAUGCUUUUUGUUUCUAUGACUCUUGAGACAAGAGGUUUCACCUCAAUGAUCAAGGAUUCAUUUGACUACAUUCAUUGCAAUUUGCAGUAAUAUAAAAGAUAAUGUUCAUGCUAUGAAAUGUUCUAUAUACUGGUGCUCAUUGAAUGUUCCCAGUCUGGAUGUUGGUAUGAUUGACAUGUGGUUAGGGGGCGGGCUAGUCUUCAUGGUGUGUAUGCGUGCCAGUUUGUGUGCGUGUUGAGAUUUGCUGUUGCUAUGCAGGAUUGAAACGGUUCUCGGAUCAACAGAUUGAUGUGAGCCUCGAUUGUGUUUUGAGCCCCAGCAUCAGUCGAGAAUCGCAACAGCCCGGCUUGCGUAUGUAACUGUUUGCAUUGGAUCAGAAUUGCACAUUAACUUCUUUACCUGUUCAUAAUGUACAUAUACGAAACACGGAAACACUUUUCACUUUUGAACCUUUUUUCUUAAACCAAAAAAAUAUAAUGUUGGCGAUUUACGAAUAGUCAAAUUUCAUAUAUAUAUGUUAAGAAAAACAAUCAUGCACAUUUUUUUACAUCUAUUCGUUACCACCUUGUAGGACAUGUGUAAAUUGUAGAUGUACAAUAGCAGUAUGGCCGUCGUCUGGUUUGUAAGCGCAUGAAGUUACCGUGUAUAUACGCGUGUGUCAUUUUUACAUCGUUGGUUUGGAACGCAGCCCACCAGCGUUGGGCGAUUGGAUAGUUAGCGGCCCGCACUUUGUUUUGGAGAAGACGCCACGCCUUACUUUACUGGGGGUGGGGGUACCUCCUGCUGAGGACCCCGCCUCCCUCCCCUCUGCUAGAAGCUCAUUGGCUAGGAUUGGGUCCGCCCCUUGCUCCCACCUCUUACAUUUCUUGCAUGGUUUACUCCGUUUGUAAAAUAGUUAACAAGCUUUUGGUUUUUCUGUUUGCUUUUCUUUUCUUUGUUCAGCUCAGACCAAUCACUGUACCGUGCGCUCCACUUCGCUUUUGUUUAAUCGUGGUAACCUCAUUGCUGCUUAACUCUGUACAUUGGGGAUUGGGGAUUCUUAGAUUAUUUUUCUUUACUUAUUGACUGAAGGCUAGUGUGACUUCUGUUACCUUUGCAGCCCAUGGUAUAAGCAUUUGCGUUGUUCAUCACUAGCAUCAAUGCCUCACACUCAUUUUGUAAGCAGUAUCCAUCACUCAGGGGCAUUGAUUCAUACGACCAUCUCCAUCCAACGCCUGUCAUCGCACACACAAAUCAGGCUUUGUUCAAACCUUCUCCGUCCCAAUAAAUACAUUAAAACACA
Messenger RNA from Gadus macrocephalus (Pacific cod), 5157 nucleotides. RefSeq names its product FHF complex subunit HOOK interacting protein 2 (gene fhip2a). The record is from RefSeq and is a predicted model, not a curated record. The coding region runs from base 24 to 2576 and encodes 850 amino acids. The transcript is spliced from 18 exons. Lineage: Eukaryota; Metazoa; Chordata; Actinopteri; Gadiformes; Gadidae.